Molecule: messenger RNA, 1785 nt
Organism: Penicillium longicatenatum
Lineage: Eukaryota; Fungi; Ascomycota; Eurotiomycetes; Eurotiales; Aspergillaceae
Product: Hsp70 family protein
Exons: 7
Coding region: 1-1785 (594 amino acids)
Molecular function (GO): ATP binding; ATP-dependent protein folding chaperone
Source: RefSeq, a predicted model, not a curated record
AUGGCCCCUUUGCACAAAAUCAUCGUUGGUGUAGACUAUGGCACAACUUUUACCGGCGUCAGUUACGUGGAUUCCUUGAAACAUACAAUUCACGACAUCAAUGUCAUUCGCACCUGGCCCGGUCCUAGUCGAGAACAGGACGAAACUUGGAAGACCCCUUCCCGUAUUGCCUAUGGCACCGAGAACCCAUUGAUCGAUGGAGCCACAAUUAAAUGGGGAUAUAUGGUAGUCCCGAAAAUGAAAUCCUACACGUGGACAAAGCUGCUCCUCAGUCCAGAAACGAGUCAUACCCAACGAUCUCAAGAGAACGUCGAUAUUCUGGAGGGCGAUGGGCUAAUGAGAAUCCCUGAUUUCAAGCAAGGAGCCCAAGAUGUUUGCGCUGAUUAUCUUCGAGGGAUUUACGAACAUAUCAUCUUUUUUCUCGAACAGCGUCUCACUCCCGAAAUCAUAAAAGUAACCGCUUUGGAUUUCUGGUUCACGGUUCCCGCAAUCUGGUCUGACAAGGCCAAACAUGAUACCUACCUAGCUGUCACUGCGGCUGGUUUUGGGAGUCGGCCUGGUGACUUGAUUUCCAUGAUCACGGAGCCGGAGGCCGCUGCGGUCGCUACCCUCAGCUCUUUGUCUGAGGAUGAGCGUGGACUGGCUAUCAAGAAUGGCGAUGGAAUUAUUAUCUGUGAUUGUGGUGGAGGAACAGUGGAUAUUGUCACCUAUAAAGUCAUACAGGUCAAACCUGAUCUGCGAUUUGAGGAGCUCUUGGUCGGUACUGGUGACAAAUGCGGCUCGACUUACAUUGACCGGGAGUUUUUGAAAUGGAUGUCCAGGACUUUCGGUCCAGCAUUCGAUAAGGUCAGCUUUGAAAAAAGAGGACCUGGAAGCCGAUUUAUGAAAGAUUUUGAAGGGCUAAAGCGUGACUUUGGUGCAUCCAAUCAGUUGGAUCUAUUCGAGGUUGAUCUUCCGAUGCCAGGUGUAUCGGACCCUGAACAUUAUGAUUCGGAGAAUUGCACAAAACUUUCACUGACACUUUCAAGCUCCGAUAUGGAGUCUUUCUUCAAGCCUGUUACCCAAAAGAUCGAAGAUCUAUUGGAAGACCAGCUUCGUCAAGUAAGACAGACUUCCGAGUCUUAUAUCAAUAAGAUUGUGCUGGUCGGAGGCUUUGGAGAUUCACCAUAUCUUAACACAACUCUUCGAGCCUGGUGUCAGAGAAGAGGCGGAAUAUCUCUUUUCUGCCCAGAGAAUCCACAAGCCAGUGUCGUCAAGGGGGCUGCUCUUCGGGGCUUGAAUGGCAUGAAGCCGGAGAAAAGAAAGUGUCGACUUCACUACGGAUUCAAAAUAAACAAAAACUUUCGGGAAAGCAUCGAUCCCCAGUGGCGGUCCGUACCUGCGGAGUGGGACGGAAGAAAACUCUGCUCUGACCGAAUGGUGUGGUUGAUUGCAAAGGGCAAGGCUAUUGGCAAAGAAGACAGUAUCCCGUAUGAUGUAUCUCGCGUCCACUACCCAGGGGAUACCCUUGAUUUUGCAAUAGACCUGUACACAUGCGAGGAAGAUAGUGCGCCAGAUUGGUACUAUGCAGAAUCGUGCCGAAAAGCUGGAGAGAUUCAAUAUUCCUUCUCGAAAAGAGAUCUGUCAAAAUUUGAGAAAAAGAAGAAUAAGGAAUUGGGUAAAAAGAUGAUCAAUCUCGAGUACAAGAUACAGGUAGAGAUGUUUGCUGACAAGGGUAUGUUGCAAUUCCGAAUGUUAGGGAGGCAUGGGAAAGACAUUGGAAAUACUAGCGUUGAGUAUGAUUGA